AAUUUUGACAUUCAUAUUUUUAUGAUAUACUCUGUGGCAUUCGAUUUGUGUAUUUUGCGCAGGGUAAACUUAACUUUUAUUCCUUCCAUUUCCCAAUGUGUUGAGUAUUUUGUUUUGCAAAAUGUGAUCCCUUUUUAGUUAUUUUACAUUCGCUUGAGUUACUUGGGCCUGUGUUACGCUGCUAUGAAAAGAUAGUGCAGUGAAAUAACUAUGAUGCCCGUGAAAUCAUUACAUAAAAAUGUUGUCAACCUACGCCAGGUUUAUCGUCCGCCACUCCUACCUUGUUCUGUUUACUGUAACUGUGAUCUCAACCAUCCUGACUGUGAUUCCGCUAAUAUGUCAUGUGUUACCUUCAUUUUCCGAUCCAAUCGUCGGCUUUGAAACUCGGGGAACCACCCUAGCUCAUAGAUUUAUUGCGUGGGAAAAUCUCAUAGAUGAAACUAGACCUUCUCGAAGGCUGGCGGUGAAUCCUAAAGAGAUUGAAGACCAAAUACGCAUGAACCAAACAUACUACAACAGAACACGACAAGACAGGCCUCGGUCGGGGCGAGGACGCUCAAAAAACAAAGGACGAAACAAAAAGAAAAAGGUAAAUUACAAUAACACCAUUUUCGAAAAGAACUGGCUAGAAACAGAAUCUAACAUAUCUAAUGGCCAUGUCCAUUGGGGAUUUGGAAAAAAUAAAACAUAUGAAGAUGAGAACACUGUAUUUCUUAAAAAUCACACAAGGAAACAAUGGGUGUCUAUAAAAGAAAUGCAGAGAAUACCUGAUAAACCUAUACACCAUAAUUAUGCAUCAGGGACAUGUGGACCGCCUAUAUCAGAUUAUGCUCAUUUAGUCAUCAUUAAUACUGAUAACACAUCUUUGCUAACAUUUCAAAAUGUAGAAAGAAUGUGCAAAAUUCAAUCAACACUAGUGGAGUUAGGUGGAGUGGAAUAUUAUAAAAUGUGCCAAAGGGAUCUACACUCGGAAGAACUCUGCUGCCCAGUGUGGAGUGUGCCAAACUACAUAGCUUUAAUAUCUGGAAAGACUACCUGUGAAAAUUUAAAUAAAGAAGAUGUAGAAAAUACUGUAACAAUAUUGAAGAAGUGUGCUGGUUAUUUUCAUAAUUUUACAUUAAUGGCUUCAUGUGAUUUAGAUAGAUGUAAAGUACCCAAGUAUUGUUCCCAGUAUGAUGCAGUCUAUAAUUUACUUUUUUAUUUAAUAGACUCCGGAGCUUUUUCACCCUCAGACCUCACACAGACAUUUGUUAGUGACGUCAUGCUAUUUCUUCCCCUGCCUAGCAGCAGCACCGUGUUACCUUAUUAUGAAAGAUUACAAAGUUCAAAUUUAUCUUAUGAGACACUUGUUAUACCUGCUGUAGACUUUGGACUGAAGAAUGCACUUUUUGACUUGUGGGUCAUCCAGGAUACGUGGUUGAUAGGCUUAGGUGGAAUAUUUGUAUUUGCAUGUGUGUGGGUGUAUACAAAAUCUCUUAUUCUCACUGUGCUGUUGUUUACAGCCAUAACAUAUUCACUUGGUAUAGCAUACUUCUUGUAUGUCUAUGUGUUCAAUUUGGAAUUUUUUCCCUUUAUGAAUUUAUUAGUAAUAGUUGUUGUGAUAGGGAUCGGAGCUGAUGAUGCAUUUCUCUAUGUGAAGGUUUGGAAAAUGGUUAGUAAACAACUUAUCCGAGAUAAUGUUGUGAGCCAAGAUAAUGCUCUGAGUGAUAUAAAGAAUGUGUCCAGUGCUGGGGAGACUAUCCUGAUUCAGAUACUGGGAGAGACUAUGAAACAUUCUCUGGUGACCAUGAUGAUCACCACCAUGACCACUGCGGUUGCAUUUUUUGCCUCCUAUGUGAGCUACAUUCCAGCUAUAAACUGUUUUAGUGUAUUUGCUGGGACAGCUGUUCUAGUCAACUUUUUACUAAUGAUAAGUUGGUUGCCUGUAUCAGUAUUUAUAAUAGAUGUUAAAUUGAGUGUGAGUCGAAGAAAAUUUUUAGAAAUAAUUAUUAAACGUAGUAAUGAAUUUUGGGAAGAUAUCAGAGUAAUAUUGAAUAGAUUUAUUAUAACAUGUGUCUCAAGAUUGCAUUUAAUGUUUGUUAUAGUGUUGGGUGCUAUAGGGAUUGGCAGUCUUGUCGUAGUUUUCUACUCCCCAGGACUUCAAUUGCCUGAUUCCAAACAGUUUCAACUUUUCCAAACUUCUCACCCAUUUGAGCAAUAUGAUAUGCACUAUAGGGGAAAGUUCCUAUUUGAACGAUUUGGUAAAGAUAUUGGGACUGGUAGUAAAAUGCCCCUUAGAUGGGUAUGGGGAGUAAAAGCUAUUGAUAAUGGAAAUCAUAUGGAUCCUGCAUCAAAGGGCCAGUUGAUUUUCGACGAAGAAUUCACGAUAUCAGACCCUAAUUCCCAAAAAUGGUUGGCAGGAUUCUGCACAAGAUUAAAAUCCCAACCAUUUUUUCAACAGACCUUAGGUCCACUCCUUCCUAAUUGCUUUAUAGAAAGUUUCAAAAUGUACAUGAGUAGAAGGUGUAUCGAUCAUAUCGAUAGAAUAAAUCGCACUCCUUGCUGUGAAACUUCCCGCUUUCCUUAUAAAAAGGAGGUAUUUGAGUUUUGUAUUAUCAAGGCUAUGGAGUCGUUAUAUCAAACCCCGCGGGAGCUCUUUAUGCCGGGCGUGGCGGGGCCUAAGUUCCUUAGAAGUGCCACGCCCCCUACAGUAGCUGCUAUGGUCGUAGAAUUCGAAAGCGUUGUGCCAUAUUCCAUGUCGUAUACGGCAAUGGAUGAUUUUUAUGUCCAAGUAGAAAAUUGGACGCAGCAAGAGUUGCUGAAUGCACCGCCAGGAAUGAAAAAUGGCUGGUUCUUGUCUGAUCUACAAUUUUAUGACCUACAAAAAACUCUGGCAAGCGGGACUGUGAUGGCACUAAUAUUGUCAGCUACGUUAGGAUUUAUAGUACUUAUUCCGGCGACUUUUAGCCUCGUAGUAAGCGUGUGCGCACUAACCGCCAUGAUAUUCUCCGCAACGGUUACUAUAGCUAUACUAGUACUUAAUGAUUGGAAGCUCAAUAUUUUAGAAAGUGUAGCAAUAUCGACGUCGGCAGGGUUAGCUGUGGAUUUUAGUCUGCAUUAUGCACUUAGCUAUACGAAUGCUAACGGUGCGAAGUCUGCUAGGGUCAAAUAUGCGUUGUCAUCAUCUGCAGGGCCUACAGCAGCCGCAGCUGUCACUACUAGUUUUGCUGGAAUAUUCCUGUUGCGCUCAAAUCUCCUGCCUUAUUCACAGAUAGGAUCAUUUUUAUCGUUGAUCAUGGUCGUGAGUUGGACAUACGCGACGUUUUUCUUAUGUUCCUUGCUCCAAUUGGUUGGACGUAAUUCUACGAAAGAAUCUCCGACGGAGGAGCGAAAGUCAGUUUCCCGCGUUAGCUCCGUCUGUUCGGGGGUCCCUAACCUGGAGAGUCAUGAACUUGAGCACUUAGCUGAUAGCAACCGAACGAAUCUCACUCACUCUCAUAGCCCGUCAAACGUAAGCGCUACCACCGUAGUUCUGCAUGACGACUAUGAUAACUCUCACUGUAAAAUUGUUAAGAAAUCUAGUGAUACGAGUAAUAAUAUAGUUUCCGAAAAUGACUGAAUGUUUAGAACUAAUUAUAUAGCAAACUAAGGCAUCUUUUGAAGUAUUUUUUUAUGUUAUAGCAGUAUUAUUUUGGACUUGUUUUUUUUAUUAACAAACGCUGUAUGCAUUUUUUUAUUAAUGUAGUUGUCUUUGUAAAUACUUGUGAAUAAUUUUAUAUACAAUCAGUUGAUAGGAAUGAUCGAUGUGACAAUAAUUAUCACAUAAAUAUUCGCAUGGGACAAUAUAAGACCUUAACGAGCUUAGCUUGAGUAUUAUGUUGCUUUACAUUUGAAUAUGUUUUACUGUUUUUCAAGUAAAAAUCUAUAUGUAUAUUUCUAUAAUGAUGAUAUUAUUACGAUCUGAUGUACUUAAUGUUAGAUUAUACAAUUCUAUACUUAUAUAUUAUCUACUUAAGUAUUUCAAUGUUACUUUGCACUGUUACUUGAUUGAUGUAUUCGUGUUUUGAUCUAAGUCUUAAAAUAAUGUCAAUUCACAUUCACAAUGAAAUUGUUAUUGCAUAACUAUUAAAAUAUAUGUAUUAAGGGUAUUUAUGGCGAAAUCAAAUGAAUCAACGUCCAUAUAACAUUUCUAAGUAGGUAUGUAAUACUUUUGUUACAGUACUUAAAUUAUUAUGGUCUAAUUGUUGUUUUAAAUUGUAUAAAAAUCAGUAUUAGCGAUAUAAGUAUUAAAUGUAUUAUUUGAAAAGGCAUUUUACGCGCAUUGCGUUCAAACGGUUGAUUAUAUUCGAAAUAUUUACUGUUUAACCAACAUCGAUAAAUUUUAAUAUCGUUUAGUUUACUGAUGUACCCAUUGUAUAAGUAUUUCAAGUUCUGCUGUUAGUUUAUACAUUCCCCUCUUCAUUGAAAUCAAUACACAACAUGUGUCUGCCUACAUAAUGUACCUGAAUGGUAUUCAGAUUUAUUUGUACCAUUAUUUAAGUUAACUCAAUGUUAUGUUGUCUGCCAGACAUAUACUUAAACAAAACAAAAAUGUGAUACCUUUUUCUACUCAUGAGGGUAGGCAAAAAUUCACUCUGAAGCCACCUGUAAUAUUAGAAACAACACAUACGUACAAAUAAUAUUUAUAGAUGGCGAUAUAUUCAUUGCAUACGCAGUAAGAUAUAGCAGCUAGCUAGCGCAACUAAAUUAAGAUUAUACCUGAUAGGUAUGCACAAAGGACGUUAUCAGAAAAACAAAUAUUUUUGUUACAAAAAUUGUUGCUGUUUGACCAUAGUUUGAUACGAUCCCAUGUUAUAAAUAUCAGAUUUAUAGUACGGAGUACAUACAAAAUAGGGCGUGACGUAUGUCUACGUGCGUGUAAAACUUGAUUUAGAAGUGUAAAAUAAGAUUUUUUACUAAUCUGAUGUAUCAAAUGUUACUUACUGUAUUAUAUUAUUCUUAGAGUAGAGUCGCGAUUCUCGAUAGUCGACCACGGCGGCUACAGACUUAUUAGUAUCAUUACAACUGUGUAAGAAACGAAAUAAAAUGUUAAUUUUUGAAUA
Messenger RNA from Trichoplusia ni (cabbage looper), 5081 nucleotides. RefSeq names its product protein dispatched (gene disp). The coding region runs from base 239 to 3598 and encodes 1119 amino acids. Gene Ontology annotation, cellular component: membrane. NCBI's taxonomy places the organism in Eukaryota, Metazoa, Arthropoda, Insecta, Lepidoptera, Noctuidae. The record is from RefSeq and is a predicted model, not a curated record. The transcript has a single exon.